AUGUCAGAUUACACAUUGAGGAGACUCCAAACGAGGGAGCAGCUCGACGCGGUAGUUGAAGUUAUCUUCAAAGCUCAAUAUUCUCCAUACAUGCCAUCAAGCUCGAUCUUUUUCCCCGUAGCCGGCUACUCACUAGAAGAACGAUCUGCAGGGGUUGCUGCAUCCAAAGAACGAUUGUGGAAAGAGCAUCUGGCCGCGAAUCCUGCGACCAAUCACUGGAUAAUUGUCGAAGAAAAAGAAAGCUUGAAAAUUGUCGGUGGCUGCUUAUGGAAAUGGCAUGAUGGAAAUCAAUUUCCAGAUGGUAUUCCGACGCCUAGUGUAUACUGGUGGCCAGAGGGAGAGGCGAGGGAGUUUUGCGAAGAGAUGAUAAGGCAGUCCAUGACGCCAAGGAGCUUAUGGAUGCAUGAUAGAAAUGCUGGACUAUACAUGAUGGUCGUACACCCAGAUCACAGGUCUCGUGGUGUUGGUGGACUGAUGAUGGAAUGGGCCAAUACUAGAAUCGACGAAAUGGGGAUAGAAGGUUUCAUUGAAGCUAAUGAGCUCGGUAGGCAUUUGUACGAGAAGUGGGGAUAUCGAGUUGUGAUGAAACUUGAUCUGUUCAUUCCUUCCAACAAGUCGGAUUUGUGGAACAAGCUUGCUCAUGACCUCAAAAUGCCUCCAUGGUAUGCAAUGUGGAGACCGCUUAAUGGCAUCGUGCAGGAAGGUGAACGGACUCGCCCAUGGCAGCCCUUGUGA
This is a messenger RNA of Botrytis deweyae, 735 nucleotides long. RefSeq lists its product as uncharacterized. Gene Ontology annotation, molecular function: acyltransferase activity, transferring groups other than amino-acyl groups. Lineage: Eukaryota; Fungi; Ascomycota; Leotiomycetes; Helotiales; Sclerotiniaceae. The transcript has 3 exons. The coding region runs from base 1 to 735 and encodes 244 amino acids. The record is from RefSeq and is a predicted model, not a curated record.